AUGUUCAGUGAUGUCCCAGACUUUCAAAAAAUUGUUCUUUACUGCAAGCCACGGCAGAUUGUGACACUGCUCAAUGAACUGUUCACGAAAUUGGACCGUUUGGUCACCAGACACCAUGUUUACAAAGUGGAAACCAUCGGUGACAGUUAUAUGACAGUUGGUGGUGUGCCAGAGCAUACCGAGGACCACUGUGAAGUGUUGUGCCAUUUAGCACUGGGAAUGCUUUUCGAAGCACGAUCCGUUACGGAUCCAGUAACUAGAAAACCAUUGCAAAUACGGCUGGGCAUCAAUUCUGGACCUAUUGUAGCUGGUGUAAUCGGCAAGAAAAUGCCAAGGUACUGA
Molecule: messenger RNA, 342 nt
Organism: Gongylonema pulchrum
Lineage: Eukaryota; Metazoa; Nematoda; Chromadorea; Rhabditida; Gongylonematidae
Source: the annotation of a GenBank genome assembly